AUGGGUGUGAUGCGAAUUAUUACUUUAGCAAAUAAAAGUCGAGGACAAAAAACGCGCAAAUUGUACAUCGUGCUAUUUGUGUGUUUUUCAACAAAAGCCGUACACUUAGAAGCGGUCAGCGAUCUGACAUCGGAUGCAUUUCUGGCUGCGUUGCGUCGCUUUGUAAGCAGGCGUGGCCAUCCGAACACGAUUUAUAGCGACAAUGUCACUAAUUUUGUAGACGCCAAAAAAGAGCUGGAGGAAUUGUACAAGGCGAUCAGAACUACGUUUAGUAAGCCAAUAGACAAUUAUUGUGUCUCCCGACAAGUUCAAUGGAAAUUUAUACCCCCUCAUGCCCCUCAUAUGGGUGGUCCAUGGGAGGCAGGAAUAAAGUCAUGUAAACACCAUUUGAAAAGAAUUGUUGGCGGGGCUUUACUUGUGUUCGAGAAGCUUAGUACCGCGAACCUCUUACUAGGUCUGCCUGAUGUUGAUGUCGUGGAUACUCUUAUUAAUAGAUUGGAUAGAUGGCAGCUGAUUCAGCGAAUAGCUCAACAUUUUUGGAAACGAUGGAGCGUUGGAUAUUUGACGUCAUUGCAAAGCAAAUAUGAGUGGACGAAGGAACAAAGCAAUCUGACUAUCGACGAUAUAGUUUUAAUUGUAUAUGAAAAUGCUCCGCCUUUGCUAUGGAGAAUCGGUAGAGUAAUCGAAUUACACCCGGGUAUUGAUAAUAAUAGCGAUUUCGGCUGGGGCGCACCGGUGUGCCACUUUACCGGUGGCACACAAACUGACUCCGACUAUUUUCUCGGGCCCACUUUGUGUACACCCAAUAUGCACUUAUGA
Messenger RNA from Solenopsis invicta (red fire ant), 819 nucleotides. RefSeq lists its product as uncharacterized. The record is from RefSeq and is a predicted model, not a curated record. The transcript is spliced from 3 exons. NCBI's taxonomy places the organism in Eukaryota, Metazoa, Arthropoda, Insecta, Hymenoptera, Formicidae. Gene Ontology annotation, molecular function: nucleic acid binding. Bases 1 to 819 code for a protein of 272 amino acids.